This is a messenger RNA of Dufourea novaeangliae, 1257 nucleotides long. RefSeq lists its product as uncharacterized. The coding region runs from base 1 to 1257 and encodes 418 amino acids. Lineage: Eukaryota; Metazoa; Arthropoda; Insecta; Hymenoptera; Halictidae. The record is from RefSeq and is a predicted model, not a curated record. The transcript has 2 exons.
AUGCUUGGUAACGUGUCCACAAUACCAUGUUGUACAAUCUGCGUUGAAAAGAAACUCCAAGCAGAGGUUGAACCGGAAGAAACGAGAAGCAAAGAAAAACACGCAAACGUGGAAGUAAAACUGAACGCAAGCUGUUCUUGUUUCAAAACAUGCUUUUCUGGUAACAGUAGUAACGGACAAGUUAUUUGCAUUUGGAAGGAAAGAAAGAAUGGUGGAAACAUCGGUGUUAACGAUACUACCACGUCAACCGAUCACGACAACGACAACGACAACGACAACGACAACGACAACGACAACGACAACGACAACAACGAUGAUGAUGAUGAUAACGAUUCGUGGAAAAAUGAGACACAUCGGUGGCAUUGCGAGACCGUCUUCAGUUCAUUAAAGUUUUGGGGUGCAAACAUUGUGAUAUUCGCGAAUGCUAUUUAUAUUAUUCCAUACGCGGUAGUUGUGCUGAUUUAUUUCGUUGUGCCAGGCUUGAGCGCACGUGCGUAUAACAAAGCCGUAAUAUCUUACAAUGUCUCGCAAAUCAUUUUGAAUGGAAUUCUAAUUGGUAUGGGUGUUUGUGUUCUGUGUCACACGACGAUAUAUCCUAAUGUUUAUAUAUAUCUAGGAUUAGCAAUAAUGUAUUUAACAAUCUCUUCGACAUUUUGGCUUCUCGUUAUUUGUAUCGACAUGACGUUGGUGAUCACAAGAUUUCGUUGGGCGUCACUCGAAUCGAACUGUCAGCACGAGAGAGGAAAAUUUUUCACGUAUGCCAUGUGGACGUGGGGAGGAUCGUUAUUGCCGACGACAUUGGCUUGCGUCGCAGAACUAUCUCCGCUUUUGCCUAAAUCGUCUCCGAUCAGACCAAAUUUCGAAAAAUUCCAAGACGGCGCAAAUCUGGCAGUUAUAUUGUACGUCGCGAGUUUUCCAGCUCUGGCCUGUCUCGCGAACACUGUUCUCUUCUGUUACACGUCGUAUAAAAUGUACCUGAUACAGAGGUCGACAACGCUGGCGACCGCAAGUAGUACGUUAAAAGUGAAUACGGCCAGAAAGCGGUAUUUUCUUUUCCUCAGGCUAUAUUUGUUGAUGGAUGCACCGUGGAUUACGAGCGCGCUCGCUGCUGCUUUUACCGAUCUUUGGGUGUUGAAAUUUUUACGAAUGCUUCAACCGAUACUCAUGUUAGUAGCUAUAUUGCCUCCGCGAACGAUCACACGAUCACGUAUUCUCGCUUGCAGCCGGCUGCGUCGCAAAUCGCAGAUUCCCGCAUAA